CUGCCGUCGGAGAUCCUCGGCCCGGAAGGGUUUUCCGCGAGAUCCUUCCGGUGGUGCAGUCGGCCGCCCCGGUGGUGAUUCCGAAGAUCAAUACCAAUAUCAAAAUGUGCACCGCCCGAAUUCUGGAACCGACGGAGACCACCUUCAAUUCGGACAACGUUAUCAAGGUGACAGCAGGUCUAAUCGCAGCAGUUCCCCUGGUUGCAGAGCUUGAGAAUCUUCAGGAAUCGCAACGACAAAACCUUCGUCUCAAGAUCAAAUACCCGGACCAGAACGUUCACGUAAUCGUACCCCGGAAGCGGGACCUGAAGAAAAUCAUGACCGAACAGGGCGAGAGUGACUCGCACUGGAGGCUCCGAACUACGGUCCUUCUGUCCCAUGGAGUGUGGACCGAAGCCUCCCCAGUGGACAUCAGCUUGUGUCUAUCGGUGCGAGCCAACAGCGAGCUGGAACUGUGCAAACCGGUCCGAGUUCAAUUUGCACCGAAACCCGUCAAACGGGGGAUAUAGGGUGAGUUUCUUUUUUUUCGCGAUUAAUAUAUUUUUGGUCCAGUGUU
Molecule: messenger RNA, 556 nt
Organism: Uranotaenia lowii
Lineage: Eukaryota; Metazoa; Arthropoda; Insecta; Diptera; Culicidae
Product: integrator complex subunit 4-like
Exons: 2
Coding region: 105-509 (134 amino acids)
Biological process (GO): snRNA processing
Cellular component (GO): integrator complex
Source: RefSeq, a predicted model, not a curated record